This is a messenger RNA of Ochlerotatus camptorhynchus, 2421 nucleotides long. RefSeq names its product ubiquitin-conjugating enzyme E2 R2. The transcript has 7 exons. Gene Ontology annotation, molecular function: ubiquitin conjugating enzyme activity. Bases 595 to 1365 code for a protein of 256 amino acids. The record is from RefSeq and is a predicted model, not a curated record. NCBI's taxonomy places the organism in Eukaryota, Metazoa, Arthropoda, Insecta, Diptera, Culicidae. Gene Ontology annotation, biological process: protein polyubiquitination; ubiquitin-dependent protein catabolic process.
CUCUUUGUUGUCAAAAUAAAGUAUCGAGUUUUGUCGCAGCAGUCGUCGUCGCAGCAGCGCAACCAUUCGCGGAUCCAUUUCGGGGUGAAGAAAAAUAUUUUUCGUCGUUCGUUAUUUGCUCGGAAAGUCUUAAAUAACGUGUCCUCUUUGUCGAAAUUAGCGGAAAUCGUGGUUGAACUAAUUUGAAGUGCUCCAAAUUGUAAGUGGUUGUGGAACCAGAAGUCAUUUGUGUUUGAUAUUCCUAGCGCUCCUCUGGGUGAUAGUGUUUGGAGAAGUCUUGUGGAAGGCCAAUCUGCAGCCAAGUGCCAAAUUAUUCUUUUUUCUCGACCGUAAACGGAUGGGUUGUGAAAUAGUGAGCAGCUGAAGUGCAUGAAUUUUAUUUGGAAUAAGGUUAAAAUUGUGAUCGUUAGCGUUGAUCGAUUGUUGUGUUGAAAAGAAAGCUGCCUGUUAAAGGAUUUUCCAGACAAUCACGCUAAUUGAAGUCGACCAGAGCAGCAGAUACUGUGCAGUGAAUCAUCGGUGCAGUUUUUGCUCGUUGACAGCAGUGAUUGAGUGAACGGAGGAGGAGCAGGAGGAAGACUCGACAGAGAAAAUAUGUCUUCGCAGCCGUCCAGUUCCGCAGUCCGUGCUCUGUCAUUGGAGUAUAAAAGCCUCCAGGAGGAACCGGUGGAAGGUUUCCGAGUCAAAUUGCUGAAUGAAGACAAUCUCUUCGAGUGGGAGGUUGCCAUUUUUGGGCCGCCGGAUACGCUCUACCAGGGCGGUUAUUUUAAGGCUCAUAUGAAAUUUCCUCCCGACUAUCCAUAUUCUCCACCAUCAAUACGUUUUCUGACAAAAGUAUGGCAUCCGAAUGUGUAUGAGAAUGGUGACCUCUGCAUAUCGAUUCUUCAUCCACCGGUUGACGAUCCGCAAAGUGGUGAACUGCCUUGUGAAAGGUGGAAUCCUACUCAAAAUGUUAGAACUAUCCUGCUCUCCGUGAUCUCAUUGCUUAACGAGCCAAACACCUACUCUCCAGCGAAUGUAGACGCUUCCGUCAUGUACCGAAGAUGGCGGGACUCGCAGGGCAAAGACAAUGAGUAUCCAAACAUCAUUAGGAAACAAGCACAAGCCGCCAAAGUUGAAGCGGAAAAAGAAGGUAUUGUUGUACCUACCACUCUAGAAGAAUAUUGCAUCAAAUCCAAAACGAAACCUAGCAGUCAAGAGCCUCAGCUCGAUAUGACAGACUUCUACGACGAUGAUUACGAUCUAGAUACCGAGGAUGACGAUCAAGGUUCGGUCGAAUCGUUUGCCGACGGCGAUGACAGUGGCAACGCUGACCCGAGAAAACAAGCAACAAAAAAAGCUGAAAAUGAAAAUAAUAAAAGCUGAUUAGAACAAAUCACUGAGAUGGUUUUAUCAGAUAAAAACGAUUUUAUUACUCCUGUGUAUAACUAUUGGAAAAAUAUUGUUUGCUUUUUAACCAUUGGCAUCGGCUGAACAAAUGACUAGAAUGAAUCCAAUCAUUUCAAUGCUGAAAGGAAGGAAUUUGUUAUAUCAUAAGAACUAUGACCGAUUACAAUGACUUAAAAUCAAUUUGAGUUAUUUACUGUCUCUAUAAGAAUACAUCAUUUUUUUACGUUCCAUGAGCGACGUAUUGUUUAUUGUAAACAAUCAAAAUUUAAAACUGAUGAGCUAACGGAAUGUAACAAUAGAAAGAGAAUCGAGUAGAUCAAAAAAUCAUUCACGUACUUUGAGAUGCUUUGAAAUUGGGUUUAAGUUUUCAGAAUGUUCUGCAAUAGACAACUUAGGCAACUAGACUACUGUAGAUGGUGUAAGAAUAAAAUAAUGUUCACGAAACAACAUGUACACCAAUGGUAGACGCAGAAUCCAUGAACAGGAAUAGGGAUUAGGAAUAACAAACAUGCAGUAGCCGCAAUUAGAGUAUCCGGGUUAUUCCUACCCAUUUAAAUUGUGACAGUUUCUUCGAAACGCGUACUUUCCUAUUAAAGCUUAUGUCUAAAACAUUUUUCUUCCUCGAUCCGUACAUUGUUUCUUUUUUUUUGUUAAAUAGAUUUUCAUGCCAUUCUGUGCAUCAUUUCUUCCAUGUCAACGCAUCAAUAAGUUUAUUUUCUCAUGCAAAGUGCAGCGAAUUUUCGAAGCAAUAUAUAGUGGUAAAAUAUUCAACACAUUGAAAACUUAAUGUCUAACAAAAGCAUAGAAACCGAAAUGCAACCCAACUUAUUAUCUCGAUCUUUCUUUCUCAUAGUGAGUAGUAUUAAAAUUACAUCGCGUAAAGCAUCAUUAAAUAAAAUGGAAGGCAUGUCCAAGCGGUACUUUAAAUUCUCUUCACUUUUUUUUUAUUCUUGUUUUUGUAUACAGUUAGGAUAGAUCUAUUGAUUUAACAUAACCAGAAAUACAAGAAAUUAUUUUAUUUUUACAUAUAAA